AAAGGCAUCAUCCAUCCUGUAAUCGGUGGUUGGUUAUGUGUGACAGCUUGUAGUUGGGACUUGCCUGGAUUACUAUGAACACAGGUAGGCAUAGUCCAGCCAUGGCAAGCAAGCGGAAAUGGCCAGAUAAAAUACAAAACAGACCAGCAGGGAAUAAGCGACGGCGAGAGCAAGAGAGUGCGUACAUUGAAGAACUGGCGGAUUUGAUUUCUUCUAGUAACACAAACCUUGAUUCGUGGAACGUUAAACCCGAGGAACGUGCAAAAGUUGAAGAAGUUGUGAAGGGGAUCAAGCAACAAAAGCAGCAGCAAGCUUCAGAUCCUUCAGUAGGAAUCCAGCACGACCAUGUAUCAUCAAGCAAUCCGGGUGUGAUUGCUAAGGAUAAGCUUGGUCCGGUGUUACUGGAGGCACUUGACGGGUUUCUUUUUGUGGUAAAUUGCCACGGCAAGAUUGACUUUAUUACAGAGAACGUCUCGUCAUACUUGACUUCAACUCAGGAUGACUUAAUGGGAACGACUGUUUUUAAUUUGAUUGCGCAAUCUGAUCACCAAGUGUUUAGAAAUUGUCUCCAUCCACUCACUGCAGCAAACAACAGCUCAUGGAUGGUGGAUCCCAUGUCAAGGAACAAGAGAAACCAUUCAACGUUUGAGCUACGAAUGAAAACCAAAUUAGCUGACGACGCAGACAUACAUGAUGCCAGGUUUAUUACGAUGAAGUGUUCGGCAAUGGUCAGGACCUCGUUGAAGAACGAGGAUACAGGCUCAUCAAACACAGAUCAACCGUCACAUUUAUUUUGUAUUGCAAGAAGGCUUACUAUUGAAGAAAUGAAUAACACAAGGCCAAGUAACGAGGUUUUUAGUACAAACCACGACUUUAAUGGGAAGAUCUUACGAGCUGAUGUGGAUAGUCUUCAGCCUCCGCAUUACAACAGAGAGCAACUUGUUGGCCAAAACUAUUUUGAUUUGUGUUUUGCGCAAGAUAGGGAACUGGUUCGUAAUCAUUUUGAUGAAGGUACGAUAAGAUACUUCAUAUUCUGA
Anneissia japonica is the source of this 1037-nucleotide messenger RNA. RefSeq names its product nuclear receptor coactivator 3-like. The coding region runs from base 75 to 1037 and encodes 320 amino acids. Gene Ontology annotation, molecular function: nuclear receptor binding; protein dimerization activity. Gene Ontology annotation, biological process: cellular response to hormone stimulus; positive regulation of transcription by RNA polymerase II. Gene Ontology annotation, cellular component: nucleus. The transcript has 8 exons. The record is from RefSeq and is a predicted model, not a curated record. Lineage: Eukaryota; Metazoa; Echinodermata; Crinoidea; Comatulida; Comatulidae.